UUCCUUCCAGCCCCGUCCUCUAUGGUCCCCGCGCGUCCUCUGGCAGCGGACGGAGGAACCUCGGCGAAGGAGAGAGGAGAGAGAGAGUGCGGCGGCCGUGAUGGUGGCGUUAGCUUAAUCUACCGCUCCCAGGCACACACACUGGUCAAAAUGCCAGUCAAACGAUAUAGACGGGAUCAGAGUGAAGUCAGCUGCUGCCUAAAAUAUGUCAUAUUUGGCUUCAAUGUUAUAUUUUGGCUGCUGGGGCUGAGCAUCUUGGCAGUAGGGGUGUGGGCCUGGACAGAAAAGGACACUUUUAAUAACCUGAGUCGGCUCACCAAUAUUGCCCUGGACCCGGCUUUCGUGCUCAUUGUAACUGGCUUGAUCACUUUUACAAUUGGCUUCACUGGCUGUGUGGGGGCCCUCAGGGAAAACACUUGUCUACUAGCAUGUUACGCCAUCUUCCUUGCCAUCCUGCUACUCUUAGAAAUGACUGCAGGCAUCCUUGGCUUCAUUUUCAAGGAUUGGAUAAAAUCCCAAGCAACCAACGGGUUCCAGGCAUUCAUUGUUCACUACCGUGAUGACCCUGACCAGCAGAACUUGAUCGACUGGAUACAGGAGAAAUGGUUGGAAUGCUGUGGCAUUGAGGGGCCAAAGGACUGGGAUCGAAAUAUUUAUUUUAAUUGCUCAUCGGAGGCUGUUGGCUCAAGGGAGGCCUGUGGAGUCCCAUUCUCAUGCUGCAAACAAAAAGCUGAUGAAAUUAUAAAAAAUAAACAAUGUGGAUACGAUGUGAGAAAACAAGACUAUCAUGGCGAUCGAUCCCUGGUUAUUUACGAACGUGGCUGUCUACGAGCGGGUGAAGAAUGGAUAGAAUCGAACCUUGUGCCUGUGGCAGGUGUAGCAGUGGGGGUGGCGGUGCUCCAGCAACUGGACGUAUCACAGAUUCACGACAAAGGAUGCUUACAAGCAGGUGAAGAGUGGUUAGAAAGAAACUUGCUCUUUGUUGCUGGUGUGGCAGUGGGUAUUGCCUUCCUUCAGAUUCUUGGCAUUUGCUUUGCGCAGAAUCUCCGAGCUGACAUCUACGCACAGAAAGCCAAAUGGAACUGACGGUUAGCUCCUGCCGCGGUGUAGUCAUAAGUCUGCGACUACCACUCCAGAACACUUCUACAGUUAUCCUAUUUUUCCAGUGUUAAAUAUUAGGACUUUUUAAUAAUCUUAUUCUCUCAAGAAUCUUUGUUUACUUUUCUGUGAAAAUCAUACUGAUUUUAUGCAGUAAAAGACAGUGUUACUAUUUUUAUCAUGACGUACACAGUGAAAUUCACAAAUUUUUGCUUUAGUAGUGUAAAUUUAUGUUAGCUGAUUCUGUUGAUGAUUCUUUAAACUUUUAUGCAAAUACUGUUUUAUACGGAUAUAGUUUUCAUUUUUUAGUGAUUGAUAUUUAUUGUUAAUAAAUCAAAAUGAUGUCUUUCUGUUUCUUGAGGUGGUGAAUGACUUCAUUUUUCUGUAGACGAUAUUUUUCUGGAGUGUGUUUCUAUCCCACCCACCAAUUAAUAAUCCCUUUCUUCAUGUAGAUGGACUUGCAUUAAUCUUUCUACCAGCAUACAGGGAUGAUAAUGAUGACAGCAGGUAGUUUUCUUGGAAAGCGAUUCUUUGGUGGGUGGAUGCAGCACACUGAUCAGCAAACAUCAAGACUGUGAUGAAGCGUGACAUUAUUGGUUUGUUAGGAACCAUGGGUAGUACUUCCACAGGCUCGUUUUCCUCUCUGAUUAAAAGGAGAUCGGCCUAAAUAAAAUCCUGUGUAAUGCUCGUCAUUGCUGAUCUCGUCACCCAGUGACUCACCGACUCACCGCAGCAGGAACAGAUUUAGUAUUGAGGAGGUAGAAUCUCCAGCCAUACAAUUUAAUUUUGUGAGCUGCAGUUCAUGAUUGUGUUAUGUUCAAAAUAACUUUCUCCGCUAAGGAAUGUUGUGCAAAAGUCUGCUUUAGAUUGUAAGAAGAACUAAGUAAAGAGAUUUGUUACUCUUUCACUUUUAACAAGUUUUAAUUAAGUUUUAUAAGGCACAACAUUUCUCAAGAGUAAAGUUUUAGCUCUGUGUAUUAGAAUAGUUUUUUAUGGAGAACUCAUUGGUGAGGUUGAAUGAUGGAUGUCUGAAAGGAUAGGAUCUUUUAUAUUGAAGUUGAUUUGUAUGAAGUGUAAUGUAAAUUAACAUUAUGUUAUGAUGUAAGUUUUAUACAGUAGAGACAUUUUCCAGAAUAUAAUGAUAGAUUCUGUCUGAAAACAAGUGAUACACCAUGGAUUGCAAGUGAUAAGUAUUGGAUUAGUCCUAAUGGAAGGGUCAGCAGACAUGAGCCAUAGUACCAUAUUGUGAUGGCCAAGUAUCCAGUUCCCAAGCUGGUUGUGUUGUUUCCUACUUGUUAAGCUCUCUAUAUUUGUCAAGAUUAAAGCGAGUUGUGGUUGAGCCAUUGUCAGCUUGGGAACUGUGUAAUUGUAAGCCUUCAAGUUGCCAUAACUAGGACUCAUUUGGGCUGAGUGGAUCAGAUAGUUAGACUACUUUAGUAGGAGAGUACAUGCAGAAGACCGGUUAUACAAUACAUUCUCAAAUAAUUUAGAAACAGAAUCUCUUUCAUUGACCAUGUUUUUGACAUUCCAUAAGUAGUAGUGUUUAUCAGGUGGUUGUAGUCAUUCCCAGCUGUACACAUUACAUCUUCAUCUGUGCCGUUGUCUUGCCAGCCUGAGUCUAUAGAACUUGAGUAACCAUAUGAAGAGAAUUUGCUUGCUUGCAUGCCAAUAGAAAUUUGCAGCUAGUCCCAUGCUCUUGUUUUACUUUGCCUGUAUUAAACAAGAAUGUUUAACCAAUCUGCAAAGAUAUUGUAAUAGAACUUAUUGUCAUAGAAUAUUUCUGUAUAGGGUAUUACUAGUUAUGACGGGAUGUAUUUGUUUUGUGGAGUUUUUAGAACGUGCUGGAAAUAUUUUUAACUUAAAACUGAUUGUGUCUGCAUAUGUUUCCUUUGUAUUAAAUGUGUUUGACAAUGGUCAGUGUAUUUUAGUUAAGGAAAUGAAAAUCUUUUAUUUUUAUGAUAUUAGCACCACAUCUCCAAGGGCACAAUAUGCAUACCAAGUAGCUUUACAUUGACAUAGUUGUGUAUAUAUAAAUAAUGCUUGGGAGAACGCUUUGCACAACAUAGCAGUCACUACACUUAUUUAUCAUAGUUUACGUAUUAUAAAUGUAGCAUUAAGAAAGGUAGCAGUGAUUCUUCCAUUGCUGUGUAACAUAUCUGAGAAAACAGUGUUGUGAAAGUAGAGGGAAAUGGCACCCUCUUUGAUGUUUUAAGCCAUCUAAAUGCCAUCAUUCCCAAUCUUGGCUUCUUGUGCAACUAUAAGAGAGGCUUUAUGAGGAAAUUUGUUCUAUAUGACCUUUCAUUUUGCCAUUUUCUCAUGGUUUAUGUAUGCCUAUUGAAAGAGUUUUAAUUUGGUCAACUUUAUGAAGGUAAUGUUAUCUCUUGAACUCGGUUUCACCCACCAGUCACAAGCAUAUAUUUGUGCACCUUCUCAACACCCAAGAGCUUUUACACAAGCACAUUUAGACAGUAUUGCACAAGGCUGCAUGCAUAUAACAUACACAUGGUCAGGCAAUUGCUGCAAAAUAUUGACAAUCACUAACAUACAGAUUUUUACAUACACAAACAAAAAAAACACAAAUU
Messenger RNA from Penaeus indicus, 3680 nucleotides. It is a transcript of the gene Tsp26A, whose product is annotated as tetraspanin-5-like. Gene Ontology annotation, cellular component: plasma membrane. The coding region runs from base 22 to 1086 and encodes 354 amino acids. NCBI's taxonomy places the organism in Eukaryota, Metazoa, Arthropoda, Malacostraca, Decapoda, Penaeidae. The transcript is spliced from 10 exons. The record is from RefSeq and is a predicted model, not a curated record.